Hyaena hyaena (striped hyena) is the source of this 1467-nucleotide messenger RNA. It is a transcript of the gene FAM90A26, whose product is annotated as family with sequence similarity 90 member A26. The coding region runs from base 1 to 1467 and encodes 488 amino acids. Lineage: Eukaryota; Metazoa; Chordata; Mammalia; Carnivora; Hyaenidae. The transcript has 6 exons. The record is from RefSeq and is a predicted model, not a curated record.
AUGGCGCGUGGUGUCAGGCAGCACGGACCUUCCGGACCCUUGAAAGCCCUCAAAGGGAAGACUCAACGGAGAGUCCCCGUGGCGCCCAGGGUGCCCAGGCCAGAGGACGAGGAUCCUCGGCUCAAGUGUAAGGACUGUGGAGCCUUCGGGCACAAGGCGUCCAGCACCAGGUGCCCCAUGAAGCGCUGGGAUGGGUCCCUGGGCCCCCAGGCCUUGGGCUCCAGGAAGCUGAAGGAAAAUGUGCAACCAGGCCACGAGCGGAACCAGCACAGGCCUGGGCCCUUGGACCAGGCUGAGAGGGAGGAGGAAGAGAGACAAAGCCUGGCCCUGCGGGUGCCCUCGUGCGGGUGGGUCCACGGGAGAGUGUGUAGACCAUGCAGGAAGGAGAGGCCACUCAGGGAGGUGAGGACUGUGUUUGACCCGGUGGGCAUGACGCCCCCGCACGCCUGCUGCCAGCAGAAGGGACGAAAUCCAGAAAUCCACGUGCGAGGAAGGCUGACUUGCCCCUCCAAAGAGCUGGGGCAGAUGGCGCGUGGUGUCAGGCAGCACGGACCUUCCGGACCCUUGAAAGCCCUCAAAGGGAAGACUCAACGGAGAGUCCCCGUGGCGCCCAGGGUGCCCAGGCCAGAGGACGAGGAUCCUCGGCUCAAGUGUAAGGACUGCAGUGCCUUUGGGCACAAGGUGUCUAGCACCAGGUGCCCCAUGAAUGGGUCCCUGGCCUCCGAGGCCUUGGCUCACAUUGCCUUCUCUUGUCUGGAGACGAGCAGUGAGCACCUGGCCAACCGCUGGACGCCGCCCCGAUGGGCCUCCCGUGAGGGUCCGCAGGCCGUCUCCAAGGCGCAUGGCCUUGGCCACGCCCAGGCACCAGCCAUGCGUCCUGAGGUCGAGUCUCCUCCUCCCGCAACCCGACGGGCUCCCGUCGCCCAGCCCCACAUGCAGGCACCAGCCAAGAGAUGGGCCCCGAUCCCCGACGAGACGUGCCAGAGCCCCCGAAAGAAAGCGCGCUGGAGCCCCUUCCAACAACCCCCCAGGAGCGCAGGGAGCACCCACGUGGGGCUUGCCCAGAGCCUGUGUCUUCCCGCAAGGGGGAGUGCAUGUGGCCCCCCAGGGGCAGCGUGCGCGACCCGGAAGACACCUGCCUCGGUGCAUGGCCUGGGCCUCCAGCCUCCACGGCCCCGACCUCAGCUGGACGUCGUCCGGCCGUGCACCGUGCCCCCGUGUCCACCCUGUCCCCAGGCUCCCGGCCAGCCCGUGCGCAUGGUCUUCCGCCGACUGUACAAAGGCGGCUGGAGCUCCAGCUUCCUAGCAGCUCCCUCACCGCCACCUCCCCCCGAGAGGCCAGCCCACCCUGCUCAGGGCCCUCCUGUCACACACGUGCCUCAGGGUCCCUGUGUGCCUGUGCCUCGGAGCGUCCUCUACGAUGACCUGCAGCUUUCGUCGUCCUUGUAUGACUAUGAUUGGCUCUGA